AAAAGGGGCAGCGCGGUGGACCAAAAACGGCGAGGAGCGACGAAAAUUUGGCCUAUCGGGGUUCGGUAGAGGUUUUUGCCACAAGAUGGCGGGCCUUUGCGCAUGCGCAGUACGCCCGUGAGCAGGUCCGGUCAGGAAAUGCCUUUCGCGCAUGCUCAAAGCGCCCCCCCCCUCAAGAUCGGAAGUUGGGGACGCCGUCCUUAGAACAAACGCUCGAGUCGGUCCCGUGGAAGACGUCUCUUGUUGUCCGUGAUACUAUUAACGAGGCCAGGAUCGUCAUCAUCUGCUCGUUAGCCUCGCAAGCUAGCUCGGAGCCGGUUAGCCGCGAACAAAGGCCGCCGUCGACUCGUCUUUCUCUUUUUCUCUCCCUCCCUCUCUUUCUUUCUUUCUUUCUUUGCUUGGGCAAGAUGUUUAAAGUGCAGAUGCUGCGGGCGAUGGUCAACGAGCGGCUGAGCGCGGCCGUGGAGGAGGUCUUCGCCGUGUUGGAAAGAACCAUAGCGGACUACGAGGAGGAGCUUUGUCGAACCAAAGACGAGAACCGGCGACAGCGUCAACUACUCGACGCCGUUUUCAAACCUCACGCGGACGCACGCGCGCCAGAUGCGCAAGGGUGCCCCCGCGUGAAGGAGGAGGAGGAGCAGCGAGCGGACGAGGCCGACCUCGGCAAGCCGGCGGUGACGCGCGUCGUGGUCAAGAGCGAAGACGAAAGCGAGGAGAAGGCGCCGUCGGACGGCGACGCCGCCGAGCGGGAGGGCGCCCGUCCGCGGCGCGGCGGUCGAAGACGUUUGAAAAGCCGGGCCGACGCGGAGGAGGGGCGGCCCGGGGCGCCGCCGCCGCCGCCGCCGCCGGCCCGAGCGGAGCCCCCUUUCUCGUGUUCCGCGUGCGACGUGACCUUCAAGUUCCAGUCCACCUACCUCGGCCACAUGAGGAAGCAUUCGGGCGCCAAGUCGUUCCCCUGCGGCGUGUGCCAGGCCACCUUCCGCUUCCGCUCCACCUUCGUCAACCACAUGAGGACGCACACGGGCGAGAAGCCCUUCGCCUGUCAGGUGUGCAACGCCAGCUUCGGCGUCCACUCGUCGCUCUUGAGGCACGCGCGGCUGCACACGGGCGAGAAGCGCUUCGCGUGCUCCUUCUGCGACAAAAGGUUCCCCCGAAAGGCCAGCCUGGUGGAGCACGUGAGGAUCCACACCGGAGAGAAACCGCUGUCGUGUCCCGUGUGCCGCAUGAGCUUCAGGUUUCAUUCCAAGCUGGUCAAACACAUGCGAACUCACGAGGGACACCGAGCUUCGGACCGCGCCGCCUCUGGCCGAGCGUUCGAGUCCGGGCCGAGGCCGGACGAACGCGCGUGCGCCGGCGGCGAAAGCGGCCGCGCUCAAACUGGCCCCAAGGUGUAGAUUUCACCGUCGCCGCAGAAAAAAAAACUCAUCUGGGAGUGUAUUUUGCUUGACCUCCUCCUUGUGUCCAUUUCGAAAAUCGGCCUUGAAUGUCCCCCUGGCCCAAAAUAAAGUUUGUUCCAUUUGAA
Molecule: messenger RNA, 1522 nt
Organism: Hippocampus zosterae (dwarf seahorse)
Lineage: Eukaryota; Metazoa; Chordata; Actinopteri; Syngnathiformes; Syngnathidae
Product: zinc finger protein 771-like
Exons: 2
Coding region: 408-1394 (328 amino acids)
Biological process (GO): regulation of transcription by RNA polymerase II
Molecular function (GO): DNA-binding transcription factor activity; RNA polymerase II cis-regulatory region sequence-specific DNA binding
Source: RefSeq, a predicted model, not a curated record